This is a messenger RNA of Onychomys torridus (southern grasshopper mouse), 3657 nucleotides long. RefSeq lists its product as uncharacterized. Bases 1 to 3657 code for a protein of 1218 amino acids. The transcript has a single exon. Lineage: Eukaryota; Metazoa; Chordata; Mammalia; Rodentia; Cricetidae. The record is from RefSeq and is a predicted model, not a curated record.
AUGGAAGCCACCAAGAAGGUGGGGGGCCCUGAUCCAUCGGGCCCCCAGGGCCAUCCCCUGCUUGGCAGCCAGCAGCUAAGGGGUGGCUUCAGAGGGUCUCAGGGACCAUGGAUGAGCUCAAGAUUCCUAUACUCGAAGCAGGGGUUGUCAUUGUCCACUGGGGCCAUCGCUGACGCGACCUGCGGCUCAACCUCCCAGGCUGCCCCUUCUCAGCCUAUUCACCAACCACUCCAGGAUUCUGCUCAGGUCAGCUCCCAGUGUAAUUAUGCACAGGCCUCCCAAGACAUCUCGAGAUUCUCCUCUUCUAAACCAUUUCCAAACCUCACCGUGGGAACCCAGGAGCAUCUCCUCAUGGACGAUGGGACUCAGACUCUACCACUGUGCAUGAACAAUGACAGCACCAAUGACAAAGCCCAGUAUGGAUUCAACCUCUCCCAGAGUCACUUACAGAUUGGGAGGGAGAGCAAGGCUCCAGCUAAAGUUCUGAUAGGCUGGGGCAAAGGAACCUGUAACAUUGGCCAGACGGCCCCUGUGGGUCCCAGGAAGAGCCGAUGGCUCCCCUACCUCCUCUUAGGAGAGAGUGGCACAGUUGAAGGUCAAGAUCCUCUUGUGACUCUGGUUCAGGCUCCAGUCCAAGAUCAGGGGCAGGACAAGGGUCCAGAUCUGGCUCAGGCUCCUAGCCUAAAUAAGACAACUUCAUCAUUAUUACCUCUUCUCACCUCAAUUCAAGCUUCUACUCCAGCUGUCAAUGGAACACCAAUACCUGCUGCAGUUGAACCUUACACCUCUAAUCCCGACUACCUGACUCAUACCACUGUGGCCACUAAAGACCUGCCUCUUGAUCUCAAGAAUGAUGGCAACCAAUUGCUCACCCUCUUAGAUUCUUUCAAAAAGGACAAAGGGGGUUUUUCCCUUAAGGAGACUCCUCCCACUCCAAUACCUACUCCAGUAGACUUUCCAGCCCACACCAAGGAGCAAGAGGUUAACAAGAUGCAGGCGCCACCCAAGCAAUCUGAGGAUCCUGUAAAGAAGUCUCUGGUCCAUGCUUCCAGGCUAGAUACCUCCACACCAGCCUUAGAGUCUCUAGUUGCUCUCAAGACCCAGAGAAGUAGCCACAAGAUUUGCAGCUCUCAGCCAGACAAGCAGGCCCCCAAUGUUUGCAACAACAACAACUGUUCCAAUGUGCCACUGCCCGCCAAUCAUGGAAUCUGCAACAAGCAGUCCCCACCCCAGGCUCCCAGAGAAGCCAUGCAGAUUCCCAUUUCUAGUGCUCCAACCUGCCAGCUCCAGGAUGCUGUAGAAGACCAUGUGCUGGUAUUUGAUAUAGCCACAGGCAGCACCAGGAUGGGGCUGCUAUGCCAUGAUCCCACGGGCUCACGGGCAGUGCUUGUAGGCCUCACGCCCAACCAUCCAUCGACUCGUACCUCUGAAAAUAUGCUGUCUUCUCGGCCAUUGUCUAGGCCAAUCCUCUCCCCUAACAGUGACCACCCCAGCCUGUGGUCCACCACAGCCAUGUUGUCUAGCCCUGUGCCCUCCAGCCUCUCAGCUGCAAGCUACCCAGAGGUAACCCUGGUUUCCAAAGAGGCCAGGCACAACCUACAGCCACAUAAUUCCCCUGGCACUGAGACCCCUAUCAGGAUGCUUGCUAGACCUGUUGUACCAGGGACACCCCUCCAAUAUGGUGAAAAGAUACCAGUCCAAGGUCCUGAUUCUAGCUGGUCCAAAUCUGAGGCUGAAAAGAUUAACCCUAGCCACACCAUCUGGAUGCUGGACUCUCCCAGAAUGCAAGGCAGUUCCAUGGUCCAGACUAGGAAAUCGCAGUGGAUAAAGCCAGAUACUGCUUCAACAGCCGAUACCCAGAGAGUAUCCAGAUCUCCACUCCAGGAGGAAGCAGGCAGCAAUAACCAGAAAGAGGUCAAUUCUGCUCAGCCUAGUGGCCCUCAGGCUGAAGAUACUAAGCCGACCUUCCUCACUGGUCAGAGUUUCCUCAAUGGGCAGAGCCUCCUUGCUAGACAGCUACCUGUAGCUGAGCAGGGCUCCCUAUCUGGUCAGCCCCCGAUUACUAGUCUACCUCAUCUCUAUGAGCAGACUCCUCUUUCCAGACAACUUUCCCUCCCCAGACAGGUACCUCUCACAGUGAAGUCCCCCACCACCAAUGAGCCCACCUUCACCUCUGGGGAGUGUGGCCAGCUCUCCACCCAGGGGAGUGAGUCCUUGGGCAAUCUGACACACGUGGGAAUUCUCCGAGUACCCCUGGCACCUGAGGAGGCCUGCAUUUAUGUGAACAGAGAUAAAGUUGGAAACAGCAGUGCUCAGAGAUCCAGCAUACAUCCGCUCCCAUCCUGGCAACCUAGCGACCCCCACAGGGCCCACCAGGAACAGCUGAUCACAUUCACUGGUUGUAAAGACUUGCCCAUAUCCAUGGCGGGCCCUCCGUCCCAGAGUGGACAUCAGUUCAAGUUGGCAGCUGAGGAUGUUACACGCUCCUCAGUGGUUGCACACCUGGGUCUUCUCCAUGGGAACUGCUAUGGGUUAGUACCCACUGUGGAUGCUCUGCCGGUCCAGUCACCAGUGCUUUGCCACCGCUCGAGUCCCUACCAGAACAUGGCAGCCAUAGUGAUUGAUACAGGCACAGGAUUUACCAAAUGUGGACUGGCCGGAGAGGACCAUGUCCUCAGUGUGGUGCCCUCGCAAGUCCAGAUGCUGCAGCAUUCAACCCAGGGCCAGCCCCAGUAUGUGGUACCCGAACAGCAAGAGGGCUCCUACUCUGUACUGAACCGAGGAGUGGUCUCUGACUGGGAUGCUCUAGAGGUGCUGUGGCAACACUUGUUCUACUGCAAGCUCCGAGUGCAGCCUGAGGAGAUGGCUGUGCUUGUGGCCGACUCCCCCAUCUCACCACGUACCAACAGAGAAAAGGUGGCCGAAAUACUCUUUGAGCGCUUCCGUGUGCCAGCAAUGCAGACAGUUCAUCAGGCUCUACUGACGCUCUAUGCUUAUGGGCGUACCACUGGCCUUGUGGUGGGAAGCGGCCACGGGACCUCCUAUGUGGCACCCAUCCUCACUGGGGACCUGGCUCCACUUGACACCUACCGGCUGGAUGUGGCUGGUGCUGAUCUCACUAAUUACCUGGCUCAGCUGCUGCUAGCAGGUGGCCACUCACCACCCAAGGCAGAAUUUGUCAGACAGAUUAAAGAGGCCUGCUGUUAUGUGGCUAUGGAUAUGGCAGCUGAGAUGGCCCGAAACCAGUCCCAGACCCAGGUGGAGUUUGUACUCCCAGAUAAGCAAGUUAUCACACUGGGCUCUGAGCGCUUCUGUUGCCCUGAGGCUCUCUUUCAACCCAAUCUGCUAGGUCUCAACCAGCCGGGCCUCCCACAGCUGGCCCUGCUAAGUAUCAGCCGGCUGGAGGCCAAGCAGCAGGAGCAGCUGCUGGCCAAUGUGGUGCUGGAAGGUGGUAGCACCCUGGUGAAUGGUUUCCCUGAGCGCUUGAGACAGGAGCUGGGCCCUGGUGCUACUGUUCUGGGUUCUCCCCACCGCGCAGUGGCUGCCUGGCUUGGGGGUUCCAUCAUGGCAUGCCGGAACUCCUUCCAAAGCCUGUGGCUCAGCCGCAGGGAAUACGAAGAGGAAGGCCCGUGGGCUAUCUACAAGUACCAGCUAUGA